Messenger RNA from Cordyceps fumosorosea ARSEF 2679, 3606 nucleotides. RefSeq names its product SNF2-related protein. The transcript has 3 exons. Gene Ontology annotation, molecular function: ATP-dependent chromatin remodeler activity; metal ion binding; ATP binding. The record is from RefSeq and is a predicted model, not a curated record. Gene Ontology annotation, cellular component: cytoplasm. NCBI's taxonomy places the organism in Eukaryota, Fungi, Ascomycota, Sordariomycetes, Hypocreales, Cordycipitaceae. Bases 1 to 3606 code for a protein of 1201 amino acids.
AUGGCCGGCACGAAACAACAAGAACUAGCGAGGGUGAGGGAGGAGAUUGGCUUCCAGAAAGCCAUCCUCAACUCGCUCGAGAACGCGGAAGAUGCCGCCUCUUUGAGGGCGCGCCUCGACGCUACACAGUCACUGGGGAUCCUCUUCGACAGGCUGCGCUCGCUCCAAUGUAGCAACCCGCCUCGCUCCGUCGCGGUACAUCUAGACGCUCACCCAGCCAGAGAAGCGGGAACAGCUCAAGGCCUCCCAGGUCCGCCCACGACGCCCAUCAGCCUUCCCACCAGGAAGCGCCCCCCCGGAAGUCCUACCAAUGCCAGUCCGUACUCCAAAUCACAAAAGACGACUCCAGCGUCAAGUGCUACCGGAAAAGGACUUGGGGGCUCGACCGACAGGCCCCUCGACUCUGACGACUUGGAGGUCAUUGACCUCACAGGCGACGACCUCGCCGAUACCUCGGGCAGCAUUGCCGCUCAGAUGCGGCAGGAGAAGCUGGCCGCCCAGAGACGGCGUGACCACCAACUGGCUCAAAGCCUGCAGCAGCAACGUGGACCACAACGUCCCAACGGCCUUCCAGCUCCGACCUUCGAUCCAUUUCAGCGUCUUAUGCAGAAUGCCAGAACCAGCGGAGCCCCCAAAGCAGGCUUCCAGGAUGCGGACAUGAACCCAGUGAAACCCGAGCACGCAGGCUCUCCGAGCUUGACUCAGCCUCCUGUCUGGCCUGGUGGAAGCGAAGCGCAGAGGCUUGAGCUCAUUCGCCGCAUAAGGUUGGCCCAACAACACGGAAUGCAGAGCAUGGAUAGAAUGCAGACAAUAAAGCAACAACAACUGGAACCAGGCCGGAACCUGUCUCAUGGCAAUCCGCUACAACCAUAUCCUCCUGGCUUGCCUGGUGCCUUUCCAGUCCCCCAGUAUAGCCCGGGACCUGGCCCAUUCGGCCUAUCUCCCUCCCAACCACCAACCAAGGUUCUUGGCUCUACGACUUGGCCGACCCUUCCUUCUACCUCAAUGAACGACAUCAUCAACCGCACCAGCGCCUUCUCAUAUACUGCCGCCGCGACCGCCUCAGCAGCCAGGUCCGGCUAUCAUCCUCAUAUGCCCGAUCGCAUGAGAUACUUUCUAGACAUGUCCGAGGAUCAGGACAAGAUAAGCGACAAAGAGCUAGAAGAUUUGCUCGCAAACAUUCGUCCCGAUGAAGACAUUCCGCUUGGAGAACGCGAAGAGACGGUUGAAGGCCUUAAGGUGAAAAUCUACCGCCACCAGCAAGCCGCCCUCAAGUGGAUGCAGAACAUGGAAGACGGCUCAAAUAAGGGCGGCAUCCUGGCAGACGACAUGGGCCUGGGGAAGACGGUCUCUGCGCUCGCAUUGAUGUUGACAAAGCGUUCGACAACACGACCGAAAACCAACCUCAUAAUCGGCCCCCUUGCACUGAUUCGCCAAUGGGAGGAGGAAAUCAACAGCAAAGUCUCAAGCUCACAUAGGUUGUCCGUGUUUGUGUAUCACAACAAGAAGGCUACGACUGAUGAGCUUCUCUCAUACGAUGUGGUGCUGACCACGUAUGGCACCAUUGCCGCAGAGGUGAAACGGCUGGACCUCUACGUGAAGGAGAAUAUCGACGCUGGGAGAAGUGCCGACUUUACACAGAGCGAAUCUGCGGUCAAGUUUCCCCUACUUCACCCUACCAAGGCGAAGUAUCACCGUGUAAUUCUUGACGAAGCCCAGUGCAUCAAGAAUAAGGAUACGCAGACUGCCAAGGCCUGCCACCGCCUGCGCGCCAAUUUCCGCUGGUGCCUCACCGGCACGCCGAUGAUGAAUGGAGUGCUGGAACUCUAUUCGCUGCUCGCAUUUUUGCAUAUUCGGCCAUACUGCGCUUGGGAUAACUUCCGCCAGCAAUUUGGCGUCUUGUUUGGCAAGAGAGGAGAUGAGAAGAGUGUUGCCAUGAGCAAGCUGCGUGCCCUCCUCAAGGCGAUUAUGCUUAGGCGAAAGAAGAACACAAUGUUGGAUGGCAAGCCCAUCGUCGAGCUGCCAAAAAAGACCGAGAGUGUUGUUUACGCAGAGCUUUCGGAGGAUGAGCGUGACUUUUACAAUCAAUUGGAAGUCAAGGCUCAGGUUCAGUUCAGCAAGUACCUCCGUGAAGGCAGCAUCGGACGAAAUUAUUCCAACAUUUUGGUACUUCUCUUGCGACUUCGCCAAGCUUGCUGCCACCCGCAUCUCAAUCUAGAUGUCACUGACACUACUCCGGUGACGGAAGCGGAGGUCCUCGAGCUUGUCAAAAAGCUGAAACCGAGCAUCGUUGCGAGAAUCAGGACCGCGAACGGAUUUGAGUGUCCUAUAUGCUAUGAUGCCGUUCCGUCGCCUCAGUUCUUCAUCCCCUGUGGCCAUGAUAGCUGCAGUCAGUGUCUAAGUCGCAUCGCCGAUAAUGCAGCCUCGGCGAACAUUCAGGAAGGUCACGAGAGCGACAAGUGCAAGUGCCCAGUCUGCAGGGGGCAGUUCAACCCGAAGGAAUGCUUUACCCUGGAGGCCUUCCGAAAGGUUCACCAGCCUGAGGCGUUCAAGAAGGAAGAUGAAUCAGACGACGAAUCAGAGGAUGAAUCUGAUGAAGAAGUCAUCGGGGAGGCCGAUGCCGAAGAGGAUGACUUGUACAGUGACGAUAGGGUGGAUGUCAAAGGGAAUUUGGCUGGUUUCGUCGUGGACGACAGCGUCUUCAACGACUCUGACGAUGACACUGACGCCACGCCCGUUGCCAUCGACAGCAUCAAAGCCGAAGUCAAGGGCGAAAGCUCGUCCUCUGGCUCGUCUCCUGGUUCCAGAGUCAAACCCGAAGAGGACGAGGACGAAAAGGAGAAGCUACGCAAAGUCCUGAUAAAGCAAGGUAAACGUGUGCAAGGCACCCAGUCCCGGAAACCGAAGAAGACCAAGUCGAAGGGGAAGAAGAAGAAGAGCGAAAAGGAAAAGAUCAUCAAGACGGAUAUCCGGCCGUCGAUGCUCAAGGAGCUGCGCAUUGAAGCUCGCAAGAGUCGCGAGGCCUACCGCAGAUACAUGAAUUAUCUCCGACAGAAUUGGCUCCCCGCUGCCAAGGUCUCCGAAUGCAUUCGGCUACUCCGUGAGGCCGAAAAGGACGGGGGCAAGUCGAUUGUCUUCUCGCAGUGGACGCUGUUACUAGAUCUCAUCGAAGUCGGCAUGGACCACGCGGGCUUCAAGAACAAGCCGAAGCGCUAUGAUGGCGGCAUGUCCGGCGACGAGCGCAACGCGGUUGCUAGGGCCUUCCAGGACGCGAGCCGCCGGGACGUGACCGUGAUGCUCGUCUCGCUGCGCGCCGGCAACGCGGGGCUCAACCUGACGCAGGCGAGGCGCGUCAUCAUCAUGGACCCCUUCUGGAACCCGUACAUUGAGAUGCAGGCGGUCGACCGCGCCUACCGCAUCGGGCAGACGCAGCCUGUACAGGUGUUUCGCAUCCUGACCAAGGACACGGUCGAGGACCGCAUCGUGGACCUCAAGGAGCGCAAGCAGGCCAUCGUCGAGGCCGCGCUCGACGAGGCGGAGAGCGCCAAGAUUGGUCGUUUGGGCGUCAGCGAGCUCAAAUUUUUGUUCAACAGACGAGAUGAUUAG